This is a messenger RNA of Styela clava, 788 nucleotides long. RefSeq names its product large ribosomal subunit protein bL32m-like. NCBI's taxonomy places the organism in Eukaryota, Metazoa, Chordata, Ascidiacea, Stolidobranchia, Styelidae. The record is from RefSeq and is a predicted model, not a curated record.
CGCGGCGGUGUGGCUCAACGGGCUAAGCGUUUUAGGAAUACCGGUACUGCACUCCUCGCGUGGGGUGCAAUCUACUUGCAAACAAAAUAGUGAACUGAAUAGCGCCCGUGCAUGUGAUGAGUGAGACAACAUGUACGGUGCAUAUUGGCUGACAGUUUCAAACAAUAAGUAUUUCGGAAUUUUGGGAUCCUUCACUGCAUUUGGAAUACAGAAAUAAAGCACUGUGAUGACAUCUUUGCUCCAACUCAUUUCAGCACUACAAAAAUGUGCAAGAGUAGCUGUGGAGGAUAUUAUUAUCAAGGCAACUGGACUUGCAAGUAGCAAUUACCCUAGAACUGUCUUAGCUUCACCUGAAGGAUUUAUGUUUGAUAAUAACACUCAAGAAAUGGAAGAUCCUUUAUCCUGGGAUGGUAUUUUAUUAGCAGGUGGUUUGGGUGGAUGCCCUAAACAUAAGCCUAGUUAUGAAAGACGCAAAAAAGAAAAGCGAGAUCUUAGAAGAUGGAGUAAAUACAUUAGAUCUCGUCAUAUGAUUGUAUCAUGUGACAGUUGCGGAGGGUAUCAUAAGAAAUAUCAUUUAUGUGAAUCUUGCUAUGACCAGACUCGAUAUGAAACUCAUCUCGUUCGAAAGAAACUCAACGAGAGUGGAUUGAACUUGAGCGAAGAAACUGUCGUUCAAUAUAAAGAUGAAAAGGGACGAUUUAAUUUUGAAGAAAACAAACAAGUUUUGACUAUUGAUCGUAAUAGGCCAAUGGGUUGGUUCAGUCAGGGUUUGUGGGGAAAGUGAUAAU